This is a messenger RNA of Caenorhabditis sp. 36 PRJEB53466, 3037 nucleotides long. NCBI's taxonomy places the organism in Eukaryota, Metazoa, Nematoda, Chromadorea, Rhabditida, Rhabditidae. The record is from the annotation of a GenBank genome assembly.
AUGCUGCUUCAGCAACCUCAUGUCAUUUUCAACUGUCUCGGCGCAUUACUGCCAACAAAGGUACGCCGAAUUUUGAUGAGAAACGAAUCGGGAAUUAGACCAUUUUUCAGGACUUGGUCCGUUUGACUAUGACACAUCCUUCGCUGAAAAAGUUUUUCGAUGAAAAUGAACACAUUUGGAAAAAUCUGAUGAGCGAAAAUCUGUGGACCGAACGCCGUUUUGUGAGUGGAGUUAGUUAGAGUUAAAUCAGAAAAAUAGUAGAAUAUGGAAUUGAAUUUUUCAAUCACUUUUUCAGUUCCGAUUCCAAGACGACGUCAAAUUUCUCCUUAACAACUCACCAAAAACGCACUCCAGAACCAUCUCCAUCAACCAGGAAAAUCUCCGCUACCUUACCUACUCAAAUGAUGGAACCAUGACGGCUAUAUUUGCAAACGGAUGCCAUCUUUGGGUAGGUGCAACUCACAAUUCCGUCAAUUCAAUUGAUCCAUCCCUCCUUGAAACCCGUAAAGUGUUCAGAUCUUCCGCGACAACAUCGAGCUGUUACACGUGUACCUGUCGAAGAAGAGAAUGUGGUCAAAAGUACUGACAGUUUCUUUUUCGCCGGAUGACAAGCAUCUUCUUGUUACUGGAAUUGUUAAUCCACUUUUUGGAGGAUCAAACACUAGAGAAACUCUUAUUUACCGCAUUGGAGGUGAGUUAUAUGAACUAAGUAUCGUAAUAAAUGCGUUUGUUAAGAAGAAAGAGUCAGUUUGAAGUCAUGGGUAAUUCUUGAGCAUCAAAUGCUGGCCGCCUGGUAUGACAACUCGAACAUUAUCUACAUGAAUAACGAGGGAAAGUGAGUAAUUUUUCAUACAGUCCGUAUAUAAUUGGCAAAAAAUGUUUCAGCCCAGACAUGAUGAGACUUUUCAUCAGUUCUAUCGAUAACUCUGCGGAUAUAAUGGUCUAUCCAAUACUCACCUUCAACAAAAGAAUCACCAAGAUUAUGGUGGCCCAGCACGUGAGCCCGAGAACUCGCAAAAUUGUUCAAAUUGCUGACCAAGCCACAAUGGAAGGAAAAGUAGGUGUUUUGCAAGUUGUCAGCUUCAUGAAUUUGUUUUUCAGACUCUCACAGAGAAACUGUUCGAAAUCGGUGCAGCCUCUGGUGUGGAUAUCAGCAACAUGUCCGAGUUGAAGACAAUAUUGGACCAAAAUGAUGAAUGCAUGCCUUGCUACCGCCUCCACGCUCAUCAUGACGCUGUCACUUCUUCCGAAUGUACGUGUGAAUGCCAUCACAACACGGAUAAGCUUCUCAUCUUUCAUGGGAAUGAUGAUAAGGUUCAUGCAAAGGUGAUCACAGAGAAAAUGCUCGAGAAUGCAAAGGAGGCUUGGAGAUGCCGAGGGUAAGUCUCGCUUUUCGGAACUUUACUUCAGAAUACGAGUAUUCAGGGAGAAUGAACAUCCAGAUCACAUUCGUCUCUUCUUCCCCCUGUUUGCUUGCACUGAUUUCGAUUCAAUCGACUACACAUUCAACAUCGAAUGGUCGCUCAAUAGCAAUUCGGCUUGCUUCUCGCCGGAUCACAGGUGCAUUUCUUGACCACGAAAUACAGACAACUUAUUUUUUUUUUGAAAGAAGAAAGGAAAAUGAGUGCUUACUAAUACCGUUAGGUAGAGCGCCGAAAGUAACAUAAGAUUGUAGUACACCACUAUCAUGUUUAGCGUCUAAUCAGACCCUUAUGUGAUUCUCGAGAAAAAUGAUGGACGGUAACAUCAUAUAACUUUUGGCGUUUUUUCCAAUGGUAUUAGUAGCUGAAGCAAUAAUUAUUUAGUGACUUUAUUCUUCUACUGUGUUUCACAAAAUGACUAAUGUGAGAAAAAAAACAUUAAAAUAUUUUACCAAAAAUGUCUUUAAGAAGUUUACUCGAUAGGUUUUUCUCUGUAAUUCACUGAAGUAAAUAUAUUUGGAAUAACACAUUUCAGAUACUUAUACAUCACGGGAACAAGGCAGCAGCAGGUACAAAACCGAUUCACAGAGGUGAUAUUAAGAAAAUAUUAUUUUCACAAUAGCCAAUUAAUUUUCAGAUAAAACCGACUUGCGUCGACCUAGAAACCAUGACAAUCCGCAAAAUUCCCGAUUUCUCAGCUGUCGCGUGGGUUGCCUUCAGUUAUGACGUUCGAAUCACCGCCAACAACGAUUUCGUUGCUCUGUAAGUUAUUUUAAAGGACCAGGGAACCCAAAAAUUUUUUGAUUUUUUUGUGAAAUGUUUUUGUGACUGUUUGAAUUGUCUCUUAUUGCCUCGCCUCAUACACUGGUGAAAUGCUGCCUCUCAAAAAUGCCAAUGAACGAAACGGCAUGCAGUUGAAGUUGUGGCCGUGGCCUAGCGCCAAUGGCCGAAAAAAAUAUAUAAAAAAAUAUGCGCUUCUCGGGCAUUUUAUUUUUUCCGCUUUUUUUACCGGUUCUUUUCCAAAAAUUCACGGUUUCUCCCAUUUUGGCACUUCAUAUCGACUGAAUGAAAACAAUUUUUUAGCAGUGAAAAAAUAAGUAAGUGCCGAACAAAUGUCAAUCAGCUGAAAAAUGGGAGAAACCGUUAAUUUUUAGAAAAAAAACCGGUAAAAAAGCGGAAAAAAUAAAAUGGCCGAGAAGCGCAUAUAUUUUUAUAUAUUUUUCGGCCAUUGGCGCUAGGCCACGGCCACAACUUCAACUGCAUGCCGUUUCGUUCAUUGGCAUUUUUGAGAGGCAGUAUUUCACCAGUGUAUGAGGCAAUAAGAGACAAUUCAAACAGUCACAAAAAAAUUUCACAAAAAAAUCAAAAAAUUUUUGGGUUCCCUGGUCCUUUAAGAGAGAAAAUGACGGUCGACUAAUAUUUUUUGCAGGUUUUCUAACAAUAGCGUGAUUAUUUGGUCGGCUUUUCAUCAGGGAAAACCUGUGGAUAUUCUCGCACUCGACGGAAUGAUCUCUUCUGUUUCUCUUCAUCCAAUGGAAAACUCGCUUUUUGUGACCAAUGAACGACUCCUAUACAAGCUUCAGAGCCCAGAAAUUGUCAGAAAUCUGAGCAGAUAA